This is a messenger RNA of Corythoichthys intestinalis (scribbled pipefish), 11911 nucleotides long. RefSeq names its product guanine nucleotide exchange factor DBS-like. Lineage: Eukaryota; Metazoa; Chordata; Actinopteri; Syngnathiformes; Syngnathidae. The record is from RefSeq and is a predicted model, not a curated record. The coding region runs from base 1095 to 5018 and encodes 1307 amino acids. Gene Ontology annotation, biological process: positive regulation of Rho protein signal transduction; intracellular signal transduction. Gene Ontology annotation, molecular function: protein binding; guanyl-nucleotide exchange factor activity. The transcript is spliced from 32 exons. Gene Ontology annotation, cellular component: cytoplasm.
AUUUGACAGUGGUGCCAUAAGAGUGUCAUUAGACAAUCAUAAUUAUCACAUGACACUGUCAUGAGCAUUAAUGAAUGCUUAUAACAGAUGUCAUUUAAUGUUAUCCUGCAAAUGAUCUCACUUUUGAAUGGAUAAAAUAUCCGAGCUGGACAUAAAUGGAAUUAGCAACAUAAUUUGCCGGAUGACACUUAAUGACAUCUGUCAUAAGCAUUCAGUAAUGCCCAUGAUAGUGUCAUGUCAUAAUAAUGACAGUCUUAUGAUGCCACUCUCAAAUAAAGUGUUACCAUUUAACCCAAAUUAAUCAACAAAUAAGCCACACUGGACUAUAAGCCGCAGGACUCAAAAUGAAGGUAAAAAGUAGCGGCUUAUAGACCAAAAAUUACGGUAAAAGCUUCGAGCAGAUAACACUUAAUGACAUCUGUCAUAUGUAUUAAUUAAUGCUCAUGAUACUGUCAUGCCGUAAUUAUGACGGUCUUAUGACAUCGCUGUCAAAUGAAGUGUUACCUAUUAAACCAAAUAAAUCAACAAGUAAGCCACAUUGCACUAUAAGGUGCAGGAUUCAAAAUAAAGGAAAAAAGUAGCCGCUUAUAGUCCAAAAAUUACGGUACCUGUCAGUCGACGUAGCAUCGUAAAAGUUAUGAAAAUAUUUUUAAAGGUUGAAAAGUUACCUGAUGUUGCUUCAAGGAUUUAAAAAAAUGGACUAAUCGAACAAGAUACAUGCAAUAAUUUUAAAAAAUCUGUUUUUACUGAACUGCCAAGCAAUUGGAUUUGGGUACCUUAUAUCAAAUGGUAUCAUGUUAGGGUAUCUAACUAUUAUUUUGGUCAGUGAGAGUGAAUCAUUUGUGGGCGUGGUCAGCUAAAUGUCCUUUUGGAGGAAGAACUUACAGGUAUCGGGGCGGGAGUAAAGGAUUCAUGCAUUACAAGGUAGCUUUUGUCCACGAUAAGGAUGUAACCUGAGUUAGCCUGGGGAAGUACACAGUUAUAGUGUGGCGCUUUGAAUGUGGAGACAAGGGCUGGGCAGGGUGUCCGAAUGAGAAGCUACCUGUUGUGAUGACUGGAACAAGUGUAGCAGUCGACAAGCUUAGCGCAGCAGGAUGGAAGAAGCGGCGUCUAAUUCAGGCACCGUUACGGAUGUUGAGUCGGACUCGGGUUUCUGCAUUGAAGUGUACUCAGAGCUACAGAGUACUGUGGUACUGGAGAAGAUGGACUCGGUUGAGAUAGAGGAGAAAUGGGAACGAGACAAAGUGAAUGAGGAGAAACAGCGGGGGAGUAUGGAAGACAAUAAAAUGCAGGUGGAUUUAGGAUUAGUACAAGAGAAGGCAGAAAGACAAUCAAGUAGUCAUUGGAGUAGAUCCCUGCAUGUGACUUUGCAGCCUGUAGAAAGCUGGGAUCAUGUACGCAUCUCCCUGGAGGAGGUCCAAAAAUACCACAGAUUUUCCUGUUAUUGCCAGUGGAUGUGUGAUGAGAUCAUGCAAUUGGACAGCAGCCCUCUCCGCGCUGCUGACAUCACUCCUGAACUCAGGAGGCAGUUCGCUUUUCUUUCAGGAGGCAGAGGAGACAACGGUAGCCCCAUCAUCAUUUUUCCAGAAUUCCCAUCUUUCAGCGAGAUCACGGACAGAGAAUUUCACAAUGUGCUCACCUACCUGACAAGUGUACCCAGUUUGCCAUCAACGGACGUAGGCUUCAUUCUUGUCAUCGAUCGCCGGCAGGACCGAUGGGCCGCCGUCAAAGGGACUCUGCUACGGAUCGCGGGUGCGUUCCCUGGAAACCUGCAGCUGGUUCUGGUCCUCCGGCCCACUACUCUUUUCCAGCGCACACUCUCCGACAUCCUCUUCAAAUUCAACAAGGAUGAAUUCAAAAUGAAAGUGCCUGUGAUCAUGCUGAGCUCGGUGAGUGAGCUUCACUCGUACAUCGACCAGACACAGCUGAGCCAGGAUCUCGGGGGAACGCAGGCAUACUGUCACGAAAAGUGGAUCACUCACCGCACGGCUAUUGAGGGCUUUGCAUUGAUGGUGAAAAAGAUGGCCCAGGCACUGCAGUCGUUUGGCGCUGAACUGGCUGAAACAGAACUCCCUAAUGAGACCCAAGCCACCAAUUUCCUCCUCAGUGAACAUGGCUGCAAGAAAGACAAGAUGAAGGAUGAUCUGCUGGUGGCUCUGAGGCAAGGGAGCAGGCUGUUGGAGAGCAUUAAUGAACCUCUGAUGCACAACCCUGACCACAACAUGAACCAAGACGAACUAGAGAACCUGGCAACAGUACAGAGACUCCUGUCACAAUUGGAUGAGACGGAAACGGCUUUUGACGAGUUCUGGGCAAAGCACCGGACCAAACUGGAGCAGUGUCUGCAGUUGCGCCACUUUGAGGAUGAUUACAAGGAGUUAAGGCUUCUGCUGGAUCAGCUGACUGAGAAACUGGACACGUUCUCUGAGGUGGGGAUCAGCCCCACCCAUGUUGACCAUAUUCUCAGUGGUCUCAACGCCCAUGAGGAAAGAGUUUGCGAGGUGCUGGACAGAGCUUUGGCUUUGGCCCGUGAAGGUGAUGACCUCAUCCAGAAGGCCCAUUACGCUCAGGAUUCAAUUGUUCCCAAAAGCAACGAGCUACGGACGCUCUGCCAGGAAUUAAGCGACAGCCUAAAGUCAAAGAAGGAGUUGCUCCUCAAAGUCCGAGAGCUGCAUCACUGCUUGGAGAAGGCUUUAAAGUGGUGCGACGAUGGCAUUUACCUGCUAGCCUCUCAGCCCGUGGACAAGUGUCAAUCUCAUGAGGGGGCGGAGUCAGCCCUACAGGAGUUGGAAAGGUUCUUGGCAGACGCAGGACAGAACCGACUGUUGGAGCCAAGCGGCAUCUGGACAGAAUAUGAGGCCGUGCUCGACCAGCAGCUCAGGGACCAAGUGGAGAAGGUGUUCCAGAAGCAAGCGUCCAUGCAGGAGAUGUUCGACAAGAGAAGGGUCAGCCUCAACAAACUGGCAGCCAAACAGACUAGGCCAGUGCAGCCGGUCGCUCCAAGACCUGAAGCCUUCAUCAAAUCUCCUCUUAGCUCACCCGCACACAGAGGCAAACUGGAUAGAAGCCACUCCGAAGGAAACAAUGCCACUUAUGAAAAAGGAGAUGAACAUCUUCAGAACGGGGAGAUCAAACGCAGACACGGCUCUCUUUCAGAGGAGGAAGAGAAUCUGGCUGUGCUCAGGAGGCAUGUCAUGAAUGAGCUGCUGGAAACAGAAAGGGCCUAUGUGGAGGAGCUGCUCUGUGUCUUACAGGGUUAUGCCUCCGAGAUGGAUAACGCUGCCAUGGCGCAUCUUAUCCCUCCUCAUUUGCUGAACAAAAAGGAGAUUUUGUUUGGCAACAUGCCAGAAAUCUACCAUUUCCACAAGAGGACAUUUCUCAGGGAGUUGGAGCUUUACGCAGACUGUCCAGAACUAGUCGGGAGAUGUUUCCUAGAAAGGAUGACAGACCUGCAAAUCUAUGAGAAGUACUGUCACAACAAGCCUCGCUCCGAAAGCCUCUGGAGGCAGUGCUCCGACUGCAUCUUCUUCCAGGUACUCUCAACAUUUAAACCUGGUUAUUUUUGGCUCGUGUGUUUGACAUCUUUAUUUCACACUCUUCAACAGGAGUGUCAGAAAAAGCUGGAGCACAAACUUGGCUUGGAUUCCUAUUUGCUUAAACCUGUGCAGAGAAUCACCAAAUAUCAGCUGCUAUUGAAGGAAAUGCUUAAAUACAGUAAAGGCUGUGAGGGUACGGAUGACCUGCAAGAGGCUCUGACCUCCAUCUUGGGCAUCCUUAAGGCUGUCAAUGACUCCAUGCAUCUCAUUGCCAUUACAGGAUAUGAGGGCAACCUGAGUGAGCUGGGAAAGCUGCUGAUGCAGGGGUCAUUCAGCGUGUGGACGGAACACAAGAAAGGCCACGCCAAGGUGAAGGACCUAGCCCGUUUUAAGCCCAUGCAAAGGCACAUCUUCCUGCAUGAGAAAGCCCUACUCUUCUGUAAGCGAAGGGAGGAGAGUGGUGAGGGAUACGAGAAAGCUCCCUCUUACAGCUUCAAGCAGUCACUCAGCAUGAAUGCUGUUGGCAUUACUGAAAAUGCCAAAGGAGAUAAUAAGAAGUUUGAAAUCUGGUGUAAUUCUAGAGAAGAGGUCUACAUUGUGCAGGCACCAACACCUGAAGUUAAGACCACCUGGGUGAAGGAGAUAAGGAAGGUUUUGACAACUCAAUUGGAAGCAUGCAGAGCAAGUCAGCAGAGGGCGCCAGAUCAGGUUAUCCAAUGUCCUCCAGGAGGACCAGACAAUCAAAGCAGCAGUCCAUUCAAGAUGGGCCAAAGAAGUUUGAAGAAAGGAGAUGAGAGGAAAGCAGAACAAUGCAUUCUCGAUUCCAAUUCUUCUCCUUCGUCAAAGUCAGCAGGGAAAGAGAGAGCCUCAAGCCCUACCUCAGACAGAAGUGCGGCAGCUAAAAAGCGAUUUACUUUACAGGGCUUCAGUAACCUCAAAGCUCAGAAAGAGCCACCAAACACAGAUGAUAAAAGCUUCACUUUGCCCAUCACCAUUCUGCUUUGUCCAGGGUCUCCAACCAGCCCUGAUCACAAGACUAAGCGCCAGAGUGACCCCACACCAUUCGGCUUUAAGGGCUGGAACAAGACCUCCCUGUCGCUCGAUGCAUCAGAGGAGCAUGAAGGCUACUCUAGUGGCGAAGAUCCUCUCAACUCUGAUGCAGAGGAGGACAACGCCAAGAAGCUUUGCGCUGGUAAAUACACGGCAACGGCGGACUAUGAGAAAAGUUCCAACCAAGACGUGGCGGUAAAAAGCGGAGAAGUUGUGCAGCUGGUGAAGGAGGGGGAGGACGGACAGUGGUUAGUGCGUAACCUCAACACCUCCACUGAGGGCUGGAUAGCCACGGCAAAUUUGAUUACACUCAUUGUAAAGUCCAAGUCGUGUCAUUCACUCACCAGCUCAGAAGGCAGCGGUUCAGGACACCUCAGCACAUCAUCCAGUUGCAGUGAAACCUGCACGCCUUUCACCGAUGUCAAAUCCUGAGCUGGCCCGCACUUGACUCAAUUGUGCACUCGCCACUCACUCCCUCUCUCGAAAGUUUUGUGGCUGUCUGUGGUUAAUGUUAACAUUGAUAUCCACCCAUCAAAACCAGCAUAUUUUCCAAACACCCAUGCAUAGACAUCCUGCGCCCCUAAACGGGUGGGCAAUUGUUUAAGAAUAUACAGUAUUAAUUUAUGUCAUGAUGACGUAUACAGUAUAUAAAAGAGGCCAGCAGUACCUAAUGUAUCCUUCAGUGGAUCAACCAGGAACUAAUUCUACUACAUGAGCACAUUUCAAAGCUAGACAGUUACGUACAGCAAAUUUUCUGCUGUUAUACACUCGCCGGCCACUUUAUUAGGUACACCAUGCUAGUAACGGGUUGGACCCCCUUUUGCCUUCAGAACUGCCUCAAUUCUUCGUGGCAUAGAUUCAACAUGGUGCUGGAAGCAUUCCUCAGAUAGUUUGGUCCAUAUUGACAUGAUAGCAUCACACAGUUGGUGCAGAUUUGUCGGCUGCACAUCCAUGAUGCGAAUCUCCCGUUCCACCACAUCCCAAAGAUGCUCUAUUGCAGGGGUCCCCAAACUUUUUCCUGUGAUGGCCACAUAACUUUUCCCUUCUCUGAUGAGUCAGUUUGUAACAGAAGAAGUGUGACGAUUGCAGGAGUGUCUAAAUGUAAAAAUGUAUUGUUUUUCAGAAAUCCACAUUCAAAUAACCCUUUCUGGAUUCUUCACGGAAUAAAAGUAAAUAAAAUAAAAAUCAAAAAAAUAAUAAUUAGGGGGCUGUCAAAAUUAUCGCGUUAACGGGCGGCAAUUAAUUUUUUAAAUUAAUCACGUUAAAAUAUUUGACGCAUUUAACGCACAUGCCCCGCUCAAACAGAUUAAAAUGACAGCACAGUGUCAUGUCCAUUUGUUGCUUCUGUUUUUUGGUGUUUUGGCGCCGUCUGCUGGCGCUUGGGUGCGACUGAUUUUAUGGGUUUCAGCACCAUGAGCAUUGAGUAAUUAUUGACAUCAACAAUGGCGAGCUGCUAGUUUAAAUUUUUGUUUGUAAAUUUUACAAAUUUUAUCAAAACGAAAACAUUACGAGGGGUUUUAAUAUAAAAUUUCUAUAACUUGUACUAACAUUUAUCUUUUAAGAACUACAAGUCUUUCUAUCCAUGGAUCACUUUAAUAGAAUGUUAAUAAUGUUAAUGCCAUCUUGUUGAUUUAUUAUUAUAAUUAACAAAUACAGUACUUAUGUACAGUAUGUUGAAUGUAUAUAUCCGUCUUGUGUCUUUCCAUUCCAACAAUAAUUUACAGAAAAAUAUGGCAUAUUUUAUAGAUGGUUUGAAUUGCGAAUAAUUACGAUUAAUUAAUUUUUAAGCUGCGAUUAACGCGAUUAAAAAUUUUAAUUGUUUGACAGCCCUAAAUAUAUAAUAUAAUAAUAGAUAAUAACACUAUUAAUGAAAUAGAUAAUAACCAAAUAAACAUCUCUGGGUUCUUCACAGAAAAAAGCCAGGAAAUAAAUAACACUAUUGAGAAAAAAAAAUAAAAAAUUCAGGGGGCCGGACCAAAUGUAGAGGCGGGCCGUACUUUGGGGACCCAUGCUCUAUUGGAUUGAGAUCUGGUGACUGUGGAGGCCAUUUGAGUACAGUGAACUCAUUUGCCACGUUUACAUGGAGCCAAAUAUUCCAAUUACAAUCGGUUUAGAUGUUCAAACCGAAUAAAUGUGUUCCAUAUAAACACCUCAUUCGGAAUGAACAGGCCCAAACCGAAUGGAAUUUCAUUCCGAUUCACAGUGGUGGAAUAUUCCUUUUCCCAAACCGAUUAGAAGUAAAAUUAUAUCAUGUAAACAGGGAAGCGGAAUGGUGUCUGGUUGCGUUCUUUCUGCGCAUGCUCCGUACUGACGUGGUGACGUCACUUGGUGACGUAAGUAAUGUCACUUGCAACAUGGCUUCCAAGCACAGCGCACCUAAUUGGAGUCUGGCGGAAAGAUUGUAUUUAAUUCAAACUUUAAAAGAAUUGAAUAUAAUUGCUCGCUUAGACGGGCGUAAAACGAGGAACAGUGAACUAUUUUAAAAAGUUCACGAGAGGUUACACGGAGCCGGAAUAGACCGGAGCGUUGACCAGAUUAGAAACCGGUGGAAAACGCUGACAAUCGGCUACUACAAGGCAAAAGAGCAAAACAGCAGAAGCGGAUAUGACCCCACAAACACAACAAGUGGGUUAAAGCUAAAACAGCAGCACUCUGACGAUCGAUCUCCAUGUUUUGCAACGUGACGCUUUGUUUUGAUUAAUCUGCGCAUGUCAGACGGCAGUUGUCAAACGUCCUUUCGGAAUAAAGGCAGACACAUGUAAACGCUUGAUCGGAAUAGAUGAAGUGACAUGUAAACAGCUGAUCUGAAAUUUCCAUUCGGAAUGAUUUGAGUCGGUAUGAAUAAAAGUCAGCAUGUAAACGUGGCUAUUGUCAUGUUCAAGAAACCAGUCUGAGAUGAUUCCAGCUUUAUAACAUGGCGCACAGUGUUGUCAGUAAUCUGAUUACUUUUAGUAACGAGCAAUCUAACGCGUUCAUUUUUCCAAGCCAGUAACCUGAUUAAAGUUAGUUUCCUCGGUGCCUGUGCGUUACUAUUUUGUUGUUGCCUCAUACUGUAUGUAGAAUGAAGAAUAUUGUAGUCAUGUACGAAGAGCAUUUGAAAAGAAAAUACUGCGCUUGAGUUUGGGAGUGACAUCACAUCUCACGUUUUCUCAUCGGGGGGAAAAAAACGGGUCACGUGUAUUACCAUGCUGUCUGCGCCCGCCGUCUGCCAUGGCAGUCAACAACAUAGCCUGGCUAGUGGCUACCUAUCAGGAUGCUAACAGUAAAGGAGCCGGAGAGAUACAACAAACAUUGCUCACUGGAGAUACAGCCAUUACUUCACAUAUUCUACUUCACAUAUCCGUCCAAUAAAGAUGACAAAAAUAUCUCCGUGCGUUGCAAACUAUGCGCUGGCUCAGAAAGAGUGUCGACCGCUAUAUACUCGACAUCCAAUUCAACAAGGAAGCACUUGGAAUUACAGCACAACGCGUCGCGAAAAAAACUCGAGACAAAGCCGACAGGUAAUGAAACAGCCAGCACUUCUACAGUUUGUAACCAGCCUUUAUAAUAUGUGUAAUUAUGUACAUUUUAUAGUUAGAGUUUGUAAUCAUAGGCGGAGUUUUACAUUUGUGGGACUGGGUGGAGAAGCAUGUUGAAGACUGAAACGAAAGUCAAAAGAUUGGACACACUUCAUAAUUUUUGCCUUUUAUAUAUUUUUUAGGGCUGUCAAACGAUUAAAAUUUUUAAUCGAGUUAAUUACAGCUUAAAAAUUAUACGUAAUUAAUCGCAAUUAAUCGCAGUUCAAACCAUCUAUAAAAUAUGCCAUAUUUUUCUGUAAAUUAUAUAUACUGUAAAAUAAGUUGUUGGAAUGGAAAGAUAAGACACAAGAUGGAUAUAUACAUUCAACAUACGGUAUAUAAGGACUGUAGUGGGCAUUUUACUCUACUGUCAUUUAAAUCUGUCUAUGCUAUCCUCACUCCGAAGCGUCUACUUUUUCCAAAGCUAGACAGCUAGUGAACGACGCCUUAAUAAUCAGACUUCUUCCUUUUUCAUCUGAUUUAUUAAUAAAAUGGCCUCAAACAAUUCUUCUCUUUAGACCGUAGUGAAACUACAAAAAAAAAAGUACACAAGCAUUGCAUUAGCAACAACGUUAGCUUAGCACGCUAUACAGGUUCACUAAACAUAAACAAAAAGCGUCUCAUACAAAAAAUAUAACAUUUCGCUUACUAACAUAAUAUGUACAUUCUUUACAACAACCAUACUUACGGACAAAUCUUGUCCAAGGAUCAUAUAAGCACAACAUUACAACGUAGGCGUCAGCCCGAGACGUCAUGCAGCCUUAUUGAACUGGCAAGAAAGCAAUAAACCAUGUCGCAAAGCGACCACAAGAGUUCGCUGUUAGACAGCACAAACAACCUUGCUGUAAAACUUACCAAAAGGCAGAAUACUGUCUGACAUGGGACAGUGCGGGACAUGUGCGUUAAUUGCGUCAAAUAUUUUAACGUGAUUAAUUUAAAAAAUUAAUUACCGCGCGGUUAACGCGAUAAUUUUGACAGCCCUAAUAUUUUUACUACUAUUGUAUAUUCUCACUGUUUUCCGAAAUUUCCAGGUUGGCGGUGAAUCAGUAACAGGCACACUUUUGCAAAAUAGACCAUGUUUAUUGAUUAGAAAAUGCAGAAUAAAUGCGAUUUAUUGAUUACAAUCCCACAAGAGCAAGCAACAAGUAUCAAAAACAAGCAUAACAAGGGUAACGAUGACGCUAGAUUGAGUUUGUCAAUCCCAGAAUCCCCGCACUACCGUUACAGCAAAACCAAAUGUCCCUUAGCAAUGAAAAUCGCUUACCGUGACAAAUGAGCGGGAGCCAACGCUCCAGUAAGGCGGCGAAGGAACAAAGCCUGGCGAUCCGUGACCCGCUGACGGACUUCACUGGUCGCCCGGAAAUGCCCGGUUUUUGUAGGAACACGCCAACCCCCGCUCCCAGGCGGCGUGGCCCCGUCCAAUGACAAAGCGACUUUUGGUUCAGCCCCUCGAAAAAGGGGCUUUUCUUUGCGUGGUUCCCAGGCUGUGCCGUCCGGUAGCAGAUGUUGUGUUUUUCCACGGUAAAUAUUAUGAGUGCAAAACAAGUUAUCUCGUGAUAUUCCCUCCUACCUAUGGCCCUCCUAAGUAUGGGACUAUGACGCAAAACAAGUUAUCCCGUGAGAUUCCCUCCUAACUAUGAAACUCAAGGUAGAAGUUGUAAUGAUCUAGGUCACAGAAGUGACCAUACAUCACAAAGGCAUAAUGUAAUAUUUUCCCCAUCAGUCACUGAAGACAUCAAAACUAUGAACGAACAUGUGGAAUGGCAAAAAAAGUGAAAUAACUGAAAACAGGUUUUGUGUUCUACAUUCUUCAAAGUAUCCACCUUUGAGGUGUCUCCAGACUUUUGGCCAAUAUAUACACACAUCUUGACACUGUUCGAGUUCAAUCAACUGUUCAAGUUGUUGGCAGCGUUUGAAAGCUUAGGUUUGAAGAAAUUCUAAAUACCCAUCUUGCCGCCUCUGGUGUAGUUUUGGCUAAGCAAAGGAUAGUCUCCAAGGUGCUAGUCACAUGAUCUGUUCGAAAAAAGGAUUUUGACCCAUUAUGAAAACUUUACGUUGUAGGAUUUUUGUUCAUUUCAUUAAUUUUUGUUGUUUGUUUUAUUGCUUUACAACUUUUAGAGACAACAUUUUAACGGCUAGGUCUUUAUUUCAAAGGAGAAGUUCAGAAUUUUUUACAUUAGGCUUUAUCUUGGAGUCAGCGGGGGUUUAAUUAGUCGUUGGAGUUGAUUUAAACAAAUUUUUUGCAGUUUGUCAGUCAUUUGUUAGUUUAAGGGCUCCGGAAUGGCUAAGCUAGGGCGAGUCAAUGGUGGUCGACUAAUUAAACCCCCGCUAACUCAGAUUAAGCCUUAUGUGAAAAAUUCAAUUACACGCGAUGACAUUUUUUCUGUUGGGGCAGGAAAAGGAAAAAAAUUGGUAAAAAGUAACUGAUAAGUUACUUUUAAAGUAACUUAGUUACUUUGAUAAUACAGUAAUCAGUAAAGUAACUAGAUUACUUUUUUGAGGUGUAAUCAGUAAUCAGUAAUUAAAUUACUUUUUUAAGUAAUCCAUGACAACACUGAUAGCGCAUUACCCUGCUGAAAGUAGCCAUCAGAAGUUGGGUAUAUUGUGGUCAUAAAGGGAUGGACAUGGUCAGCAACAAUACUCAGGUAGGCUGUGGCGUUCCAACGAUGCUCAAUUGGUACCAAGGGGCCCAAAGAGUGGCAAGAAAAUAUUCCCCACACCAUUACACCACCACCACCAGCCUGAACUGUUGAUACAAGGCAGGAUUGAUCCAUGCUUUCAUGUUGUUGACUCCAAAUUCUGACCCUACCAUCCGAAUGUCGCAGCAGAAAUCAAGACUCAUCAGACCAGGCAACGUUUUUCCAAUCUUCUAUUGUCCAAUUUCGAUGAGCUUGUGCAAAUUGUAGCCAGUUUCCCGUUCUUAGCUGAAAUUAGUGGCACCCGGCGUGGUCUUCUGCUGCUGUAGCCCAUCUGUCUCAAAGUUCGAUGUACUGUGCGUUCAGAGAUGCUCUUCUGCCUACCUUGGUUGUAACGGGUGGUUAUUUGAGUCACUGUUGCCUUUCUAUCAGCUUGAACCAGUCCGGCCAUUCUCUGACCUCUGGCAUCAACAAGGCAUUUCUGCCCACAGAACUGACGCUCACUGUAUAUUUUUUCUUUUUCGGACCAUUCUCUGGAAACCCUAGAGAUGGUUGUGCGUGAAAAUCCCAGUAGAUCAGCAGUUUCUGAAAUACUCAGACCAGCCCUUCUGGCACCGACAACCAUGCCACGUUCAAAGUCACUCAAAUCACCUUUCUUCCCCAUACUGAUGCUCCGUUUGAACUGCAGGAGAUUGUCUUAAACCAUGUCUACAUACCUAAAUGCACUGAGUUGCCGCCAUGUGACUGGUUCAUUAGAAGUUAAGUGUUAACGAGCAGUUGGACAGGUGUACCAAAUAAAGUGGCCGGUGAGUGUAUAUUCCUAAGUCAGUGCAGGAAAAACACAAAUGUUACUUUAGUCACUUUUACUCGUAAUAUUUUAUUUUUUUACAACUUGUCUGUCGUUUGUCAUUAGACUAUUUUUCCAUCACUGUGUGUUACUGCAAUCUACAAAAAGAAAACUUGCAUUGUAUAGCGAUAACUUAUUCCUUCCGUGCUCUGAAUGUAGAUAUUGUUAAUUAAUGCCUGUCAUGAGAUGUUUAUGAUUGGAGCUGCUAUCUUGUACAUUAUGUAUGGUGAUGUCACUGCCCUGUGACUUUUUUAAGAUAUGUAUUAAAAAAUUUGAUGAUAAUAA